GCCGAGGAGAAGCGGUGGGAAGGCGCAACCGCUCACCUGCUGGGCAGCGCACACCGGAGGGACCCGGCUGUGCUCCCAAGGGCCCUGGCAUCCGGACUCGCCCGGAGCCUUGCAAGCGGCCACGCUCCGGGUGUUCUCCUCCCAGCGGCCUGGAGGAGCCGUGGGGCCACCGGCAGCUCUUUGCUUUGACAGAGGGGAGGCGGGGAAAGAGGCGAGUAACAGAGCCAGCGAGCCAGGCAGAAACUCGAGCCGGGAACAAAGAGGGAUCGGGCUCGUGGUGUGUGUGUGUGUGUGUGUGUGUGUGUGUGUGUGUGUGUACCGUCCCGAGCUGGAGGCUGGAACAUUUGGGCCCAAGGCUCCUGCUGUGACUCCCCAAGACUCCGCCGUGCCAGCCACUGCUGAUUCCCAGCGCUCAUCAGCACAAACUUUAUUCUUGGCAAACUUCUCUUUUUCUCCCCUCCUCCUCCGCCCCCUUCCCCCCCAGCAGAUUAAAUGCUCCUCCAGAAGGAAAACCGAAGCGAAAGGGAAGGAAAGAAGCUCUAAGUCGGACGUCUGCAGCCCGGGUGGCUCUUUAUUGUUUACUCUUCAGGAAGUGGACUUUCGGUAUUUUUUGAUUCUUCUCGCACCUCUGCUGGGGCAAACGGAGCCUUUUGGCCCAGCUCUCCUCUUCUUGAAAAAAAAAAAACAAAAAAAAAAACAACAACUUCGAAAUCGGCAUCCGAGGAAUCCACGGUGGAGAAGUUUUGCACAGUGACGCGCCACGGGAUCCUCCUCUGCACUUUGGAAAGUCGUGUCCCCUCCGGAACUGGUGUCCUCGGCCCACAGACCCCAGCGAGGCGGAGUGGCCACCCGGCCCUGGCAGCCUAGCCUAGCGCACGGGGAGCGCCGCAGACGCUCUCAGAGGCGCCGGCGGCUGCCGCCCUCGCAGUCUGGUGCCCUUCGCCUGGGGGCCGGGCGCCGGCGUCCUUCUAAGUGAAGUGGGAAAGCGACGCGAUCGCAGCGGCUCCCGCAGCUGCUCCGGCCUCGGGCCCCCCGUUUGCCCACCCCGCUUCCAUUAGUCGUCCUCCCACACGCAGUCUUCCAACUCUCAUCUCCCCCACCCCUGUCACCUCACAUCGAACCCCCCUCUCCUGCCGUCGCCGAGUGCUCCCGCAGCGGAGCGGAGAUUACAGAGCCGCCAGGAUGCCCCAACUCUCUGGUGGAGGCGGCGGGGGAGACCCGGAACUCUGUGCCACCGAUGAGAUGAUCCCCUUCAAGGAUGAGGGCGAUCCCCAGAAGGAGAAGAUCUUCGCCGAGAUCAGUCACCCCGAAGAGGAGGGCGACUUAGCCGAUAUCAAGUCAUCCUUGGUUAACGAGUCCGAAAUCAUCCCGGCCAGCAAUGGACAUGAGGUGGUCAGACAAGCACAGCCCUCUCAGGAGUCCUACCAUGACAAGGCCAGAGAACACCCGGAUGACGGAAAGCAUCCAGAUGGAGGCCUGUACAACAAGGGGCCCUCCUCCUACUCUAGUUAUUCUGGCUACAUAAUGAUGCCAAAUAUGAAUAGCGACCCAUACAUGUCGAAUGGAUCUCUUUCUCCACCCAUCCCGAGGACAUCAAAUAAAGUCCCGGUGGUGCAGCCGUCUCACGCCGUCCACCCUCUCACCCCCCUCAUCACUUACAGCGAUGAGCACUUUUCUCCAGGAUCACACCCGUCACACAUCCCAUCUGACGUCAACUCCAAGCAAGGCAUGUCCAGACACCCUCCGGCUCCUGAAAUCCCCACCUUUUACCCCCUGUCGCCGGGUGCUGUCGGGCAGAUCACCCCACCCCUCGGCUGGCAAGGUCAGCCUGUAUAUCCCAUCACGGGUGGAUUCAGGCAACCCUACCCAUCCUCACUGUCAGGCGACACUUCCAUGUCCAGGUUUUCCCAUCAUAUGAUUCCUGGUCCUCCUGGUCCCCACACAACUGGCAUCCCUCAUCCAGCUAUUGUAACGCCUCAGGUCAAGCAGGAGCACCCCCACACCGACAGCGACCUAAUGCACGUGAAGCCUCAGCAUGAACAGAGAAAGGAGCAGGAGCCCAAAAGACCUCACAUUAAGAAACCUCUGAACGCUUUCAUGUUAUACAUGAAAGAAAUGAGAGCAAACGUCGUAGCCGAGUGCACGCUAAAGGAGAGCGCGGCUAUCAACCAGAUCCUGGGCAGAAGGUGGCACGCCCUCUCCCGGGAAGAGCAGGCCAAAUAUUAUGAAUUAGCACGGAAAGAAAGACAGCUACAUAUGCAGCUUUAUCCAGGCUGGUCAGCAAGAGACAAUUAUGGCAAGAAGAAGAAGAGGAAGAGAGAGAAGCUACAGGAAUCCACUUCAGGUACAGGUCCCAGAAUGACAGCUGCCUACAUCUGAAACAUGGCGGCAAAAGAAGCUCAUUCCCAACGUGCAAAGCCAAGGCGGCGACCCCAGGCCCUCUUCUGGAGAUGGAAGCUUGUUGAAAACCCAGACUGUCUCCACAGCUUGCCCGGCUGACCCCAGGAGCACUGACAGCCUCUUUACCCUGAGGUCACUGCUAGAGACGCUGACCCACAGAGACAAGUCACUGCCGGCCCUCCCUCCUGUCUCCUGCAAGCGCCGACUUCCAAAAGCAAGCCGAAAAACGCUUGUUUCUGAAAAAGAAAAAAGAAAAAAAAAAAAGCCCAUGAGAAUGCUAGCAGGCCCUGCCCACUGAGCAGCACUGCUUCCGGUCCCUGUGUGCACUUCUCUUCCGUGCAGACUUGUCACCCUCCAGCAAGGACAGCACCUUGGCAUGUGCCACCAGAGCCAGGGACCAGAGCAGCCAUCAGCAUCCCGGCGUGAGAAUUGUGGAAGACUCCCCGUUUCUGUCUUCAUUUUCCUAUCUUCUCCGAGUUUUUAUUUAACAGUACAAAAGGAUCAAGCUUAUGUUUGCUUCUUUUUUUUUUAACUCGAAUUUUUAAAUUUACUUUUUUUUUCCAUUCUUAUUUUCCUUGUAUAUUUUGCUAGCUCUGAGCUUUUAAAUGAAAUUCAUAGGUCUGGAAGAGUUUGGAAUGAAAACAAGAUGAGAAGAAGCCUUCUGUUUUUCGGAGCCAUCUUGUGUGGCUUCUUUGUGACACACGGUGGCCUCUGUCCCGUUGAAGUGUCAGAUAGAGCUAACAAUUAGCCACACCCGCUCUCGCUGUUAGCGGUUGGCAGCCCAUCUCACUUAAUUUUCUGUUGUUUUUGUAUAAUGACAAACUUUAACAUAGACUUCUGAGCAAACCCAUUUGCAGUGGAUUUCAUUUCUUUCCUUUCACUCAUGUAAAAAGCCCAGCACUUGAAUUGUUAUUACUUUAAAUGUUCUGUAUUUGUAUCUGUUUUCAUUAGCCAAUUAGUGGGAAUUUAUGCCAGUUGUUGAAAUGAACGUUGAUGUACCUGUUACUUUGAAAUAGCAAGGCACAGCCUUCGCCCCAAACUGUCAUCUUUACGUUUGUCAUUCCAGUUUGAGUUAACGUGCUGAGCAUUUUUUAAAAGAAGCUUUGUAAUAAAACAUUUUUUUAAAAGCGUCA
Alexandromys fortis (reed vole) is the source of this 3533-nucleotide messenger RNA. It is a transcript of the gene Lef1, whose product is annotated as lymphoid enhancer binding factor 1. Gene Ontology annotation, molecular function: DNA-binding transcription factor activity, RNA polymerase II-specific; RNA polymerase II cis-regulatory region sequence-specific DNA binding. NCBI's taxonomy places the organism in Eukaryota, Metazoa, Chordata, Mammalia, Rodentia, Cricetidae. Gene Ontology annotation, cellular component: beta-catenin-TCF complex; chromatin. The transcript is spliced from 12 exons. The record is from RefSeq and is a predicted model, not a curated record. Gene Ontology annotation, biological process: canonical Wnt signaling pathway; regulation of transcription by RNA polymerase II. Bases 1183 to 2379 code for a protein of 398 amino acids.